AGCCACAGGCCGUGAUCUUGGAACUGCGUGUCUCCCUUUGUCCUUUUAGUGUGUGUGAGUGUGUGACCAGUUACUUAAGACACCCGGUGUGUGAUUUUGUAUUAUAGAUCCAUAAUGUCUAAAGACGCAGAAAAAACGAGUGAGGAGAUUAUGGAGUCCAAAGUGUUAUGGUACCCGGACUCUAAAAAGAACACACACAUGGACCGGUUCAGGAAUCAGAUUAACCGAGACUACGGUCUUAAUCUGGCCAACUAUGACGACCUGUACCAGUGGUCUAUUGAAAAUUAUCCGGAGUUUUGGGCUGAGGUUUGGCGCUUCUGUGGAAUUGUGAGCUCGCGAAUGUACGAAGAGGUGAUUGACGUAUCCAAAAGGAUAUCAGACAUUCCCGAAUGGUUUAAAGGAAGCCGGCUGAACUACGCUGAGAAUCUCCUCAAACACAAAGAACAGGACAAAGUCGCUCUUUACGCUGCACGGGAAGCGAAUGAGGAGAUUGUGAAGGUGACGUUCGGGGAACUGAGGCGGGAGGUGGCGCUCUUCGCCGCGGCGAUGAGGAAGAUGGGCAUCAAGCCUGGAGACAGGGUCGUAGGUUACCUGCCUAAUGGGGUGCAUGCAGUAGAGGCCAUGUUGGCUGCAGCGAGUAUCGGAGCCAUUUGGAGUUCGACUUCACCAGACUUCGGUGUAAAUGGAGUUUUGGACCGGUUCUCUCAGAUUCAGCCCAAACUGAUCUUCUCUGUGGCUGCUGUCGUUUAUAACGGCAAACAGCACGAUCAUAUGGAAAAACUACAGAAUGUGGUAAAAGGUCUUCCUGACUUGAAGAAGGUUGUUGUCAUUCCUUACGUGCGUUCCAGAGAGGACACGGACUUAUCCAAGAUCCCAAACAGUGUGUUUCUGGAGGAUUUCUUGGCGACGGGGAAGGAGGGUGAUCAGGCUCCUCAGUUAGAGUUUGAGCAGCUGCCUUUUUCACACCCACUCUUCAUCAUGUACUCAUCGGGGACCACUGGCGCCCCCAAGUGUAUGGUCCACUCCGCAGGGGGUACCCUGAUCCAACACCUGAAAGAACAUGUUCUCCAUGGCAACAUGUCCAGCAGUGAUGUCAUCAUCUACUAUACGACGACUGGGUGGAUGAUGUGGAACUGGUUGGUGUCCUCACUAGCGGUUGGAGCCUCUGUGGUGCUGUAUGACGGAUCUCCACUCGUACCAUCACCCGACGUUCUCUGGGACCUGGUGGACCGACUCGGAAUCACCAUUUUCGGCACGGGUGCAAAGUGGCUGUCUGUUCUGGAGGAGAGGAACCUGAAGCCUGCUAACACACACAACCUCCAGACUCUACACACCAUCCUGUCCACGGGGUCCCCUCUGAAACCGCAGAGCUAUGAGUACGUUUACAGCUGUAUCAAGAGCAAUGUUCUCCUGGGUUCCAUCUCAGGUGGGACCGAUAUCGUCUCCUGUUUCAUGGGUCAGAACAUGACGGUGCCGGUGCAUCGCGGUGAGAUCCAGGCCCGGAAUCUCGGCAUGGCUGUGGAGGCCUGGAGCACAGACGGGAAGCCUGUCUGGGGGGAAAGUGGUGAGUUAGUGUGUUUAAAACCCAUCCCCUGCCAGCCCACACACUUCUGGAACGAUGAAAAUGGAACCAAAUAUCACAAAGCAUAUUUCUCCACCUUCACAGGUGUGUGGGCUCAUGGUGAUUACUGUAAGAUUAAUCCAAAGACUGGAGGAAUAGUGAUGCUGGGGAGAAGUGAUGGAACCCUGAAUCCUAAUGGCGUUCGCUUUGGCAGCUCAGAAAUCUACAACAUCGUGGAGGCGUUUGAGGAAGUGUCCGACAGCCUUUGCGUUCCCCAGUACAACAGUGACGGGGAGGAACGCGUGAUUUUGUUCCUGAAGAUGGCGCCCAAUCAGAAGUUCUGCCCGGAGCUGGUGUCACGGAUACGCAGCGCGAUCAGAGUGGCUCUGUCCGCACGCCAUGUUCCCGCCCUGCUGCUGGAGACCAAAGACAUACCGUACACCAUCAGUGGGAAGAAGGUGGAGGUGGCAGUGAAGCAGAUCAUCGCUGGACGUGAGGUGACCCAACGCGGCGCUUUCUCCAACCCUGACUCUCUUGACCUUUACCGGAAUAUUCCGGAACUCCAGAACUUCUGAAGAACCCAUCCAGGCUGGGUAACUGGGAUUACUGGGAGGCUGAACUCUAAUGUUUUAACUUUUUAAAUUGUUUUUUUUUCCUCUUCCGGAGCUCUCCUUGUUUUCUGGAAGUUGUGUAAUGGUGCAGCUUUAUGGAAUUUUAUUGGAAUUUCCAUCACGGAAGAGGGAUUAGCUGCUGAAUCUACUGGACAUUUGUACUGGUUCCUCUGGGAGAUACUGGUUCCGCUAGGUGAAACUGGUUUCAGAACUUCUGAAACAAAGCUAAUCAGCUGAAGGGCAUGGUCUUGACCUUUCUCUCUGAUUUAGUUUUCUAGUACUUAUCAUGAAUUUCUGACUUUUCUCUAACUUUACAUUUAAAUGAAAUAGUCUAUUCAUCUGAAAAAACAUACACACCUGUUACUAACUCUGUGUGUAUGUGUGUGCGUGUGUGUGUGUACGCGUGUGUAUGUGACCUCGUGGGCGUGACGUCACACAGUUCGGGGCUAUGUCUUCCAUGCGUCUGAUUGGCUCUCUGCUCUGUGUGUGGAGCAGUUGAGUUUGGAGCGGAGGGAUUAGAUGCUUCAUUACUUGCAUUAACAGAGAGUUGGACCUCUCAGGUUCCAGAGGACUGACACUGGUCUUAGUGGACCCGAUGGAUUCUGUUAAACACUGUGCUGUCGUACUGGGACAGAUAUGUGAUCCUACAUCUGUUUUCUUCUUCCUCUUCCUCUUCUUCUUCUUUAGAGCAAAACAGUCAUUUUCUCACAAAGUAGAGAAAGAGAGUGACCGAGAUCUUGGACUGUCUUAGAUUUUUGUAUAAAUAAAGUUAAUCUAAUAAAUUACACCCUGGAUGACUGUUAAUGGCGUAGAAACAAGCGUGCAUUCGGACACACACACACACACACUCACACACACACACACACACACACACACACACACACACACACACACACAAUAAGAGUGAAAUAAGUUGAACUGACUGUGACUGACUUCAUAGUUCUCUUGGUUGUUAUCUAGGCGUCGUAUUGCUUGAGACAGGCUUGAAUUAGCCUCUCAAAGAAAGUGUCGUGUACAGUUUUAUUCAUAUAUUUACCUAAUUUACUUACACAACAAAAACAACCAAUCAGGACACUGGUAAUGCUGUAACUACAGUGUGUUGGAUGAUUUUGACAGCACUUAACCAGUGCACUUCAUCAUCAAACAGGUUAAACAGCUAAAAUAUCCUCACUAAACUUCCUCUGUUGUAUAUACAUCUCUCUCUCUGAUCUCUAAAACACUCGUCAUCUUCUCGCCGACGCGUUUUAACGGUACGCUACCGAAGAAUUCCAGUUUGUUCGUUUUUUUCCCUGUUCUCUCGGUACAUUACUUGAUGCGUGAAGUUGACAUGUAAAUUUUAGCUUGCUACAGUUGUUGCCAGGUUCGUUCGGCGAGCGUCACAGUCACUUUGACUUCGAGUCACGUCGUUGCCAUGGUUUCGGGCUGCCAGGCCUCAUUGGUGCUGCUUGACCUCUCAGACAGAGGGCUGGUCAUUUGAUGGAAAGGGAAGAUUUUCUGAGUGUUGGGUUAAGAGGGAACCAGAGAGGGGAGAAUAUAUGUCUCUCCUUCUCUCCCUCUCUCACUCUCUUUCUCUCCCUCUCUCUUUCACUCUCUCUCUCUCUCUCUCUCUCUUC
Chanos chanos (milkfish) is the source of this 3785-nucleotide messenger RNA. It is a transcript of the gene aacs, whose product is annotated as acetoacetyl-CoA synthetase. The transcript has 18 exons. The coding region runs from base 115 to 2136 and encodes 673 amino acids. Gene Ontology annotation, biological process: positive regulation of insulin secretion; lipid metabolic process. Gene Ontology annotation, molecular function: acetoacetate-CoA ligase activity. The record is from RefSeq and is a predicted model, not a curated record. Lineage: Eukaryota; Metazoa; Chordata; Actinopteri; Gonorynchiformes; Chanidae.